AUGUCUGGACGCGGCAAACAAGGAGGCAAAGUGCGGGCUAAGGCCAAGACCCGCUCAUCCCGGGCAGGGCUCCAGUUCCCGGUCGGCCGUGUGCACAGGCUCCUCCGCAAGGGCAACUACGCCGAGAGAGUGGGCGCCGGCGCUCCUGUCUACUUGGCCGCUGUGCUCGAGUAUCUCACCGCCGAGAUCCUGGAGCUGGCCGGCAAUGCCGCCCGCGACAACAAGAAGACCCGCAUCAUCCCCCGUCACCUGCAGCUGGCCGUGCGCAACGACGAGGAGCUCAACAAGCUGCUGGGCGGAGUCACCAUCGCCCAGGGCGGCGUCCUGCCCAACAUCCAGGCCGUGCUGCUGCCCAAGAAGACCGAGAGCAGCAAGCCGGCCAAGAGCAAGUGAGCCCGGCUCUGCCCCGCCCCGAACCAAAGGCUCUUCUAAGAGCCGCCCACAUGGUCUGUACGACUGAGCUGGCGAUGCCGCUGAUCUCCGCUGUGGAGGCGUCACACAGGGGCACUUACCGCUUCUGACAAGCGGCGAGUACAUUGC
Bufo gargarizans (Asiatic toad) is the source of this 540-nucleotide messenger RNA. Its product is annotated as histone H2A type 1. Gene Ontology annotation, molecular function: protein heterodimerization activity; DNA binding; structural constituent of chromatin. NCBI's taxonomy places the organism in Eukaryota, Metazoa, Chordata, Amphibia, Anura, Bufonidae. Bases 1 to 393 code for a protein of 130 amino acids. The transcript has a single exon. Gene Ontology annotation, cellular component: nucleosome. The record is from RefSeq and is a predicted model, not a curated record.